Molecule: messenger RNA, 2805 nt
Organism: Candidula unifasciata
Lineage: Eukaryota; Metazoa; Mollusca; Gastropoda; Stylommatophora; Geomitridae
Source: the annotation of a GenBank genome assembly
AUGUUUGCUUUGUGCAGAGACCUUCGAGUCUGGCGACUGGUGCAGAAGUCCAAGUUUCUAGGAGUUGCUUGUUAUCAUGUCAGAGAGGGGGUGUACGGAUUCAAACCUCGCCCCUUGGCGUCUGAUGAACACAGUCUGCAGCUCACAUACACACAAGAAGAGCUGAACAAUCGGCUGAAAUAUGCCAACAUUGUGCAGCUUGUGGAUGCCUUCAGAACCCACGGACAUAAGCUGGCAAACCUGGAUCCUCUUGGCCUGCAGCCGAUCAGGCCAGUACCAGAACUCAACCUUGGACUGUACGGAGUCACAGAUGGAGACUCUACCCUGGUACCAACUUUAGGAAUAAUCAGUGGAACAGACUCGCAGAUGUCAGUCUCUGACCUGGUGCAGAAGUUAUCCCACCUGUAUUGUGGCUCCCUGGCUGUUGAAUUUCAGCAUCUGCCGACCCAGGAAGAAAGGAGCUGGUUUGCUGACAAGUUUGAGACCAGAGAGCAGCAGCAGAUUUCGGAUGACAGAAAGGCCAGUUUGGCUAAACUUCUGUUGAGAUGCCAGGCAUUUGACCAGUUUGUGGGCACUAAGUUUUCCAAUGUCAAACGUUACAGUGGGGAGGGUGGAGAAAGCAUGAUGGGAUGCUUUGAACAGAUCUUUAGAAACUGUGCUGACUAUGAUGUACAGAAAGUUAUCAUGUGUAUGCCACAUCGAGGUCGACUCAACUUUCUCACCUGCCUACUCAACUUUCCACCAGUCAUUAUCUUUAGAAAGAUGAAAGGCCUCACAGAAAUCCCUGAAGGUGCUAAGGCAGCUGGCGAUGUAUUGUCUCAUUUAUAUACAUCGGUAGACCUGAGCUAUGAGGGUCGACAAGUCCACGUGUCUCUGAUCCCAAACCCAUCACAUCUGGAGGCCAAUAACCCAGUCGCCGCAGGAAAAGCUCGCUCCAAACUGCAGACGUUAAAAAAGGGAAGCUACUCUCCUGAAACCAACUCUAAACCAGGAGAUGGUGUCUUGUGUCUGCAGGUGCACGGAGAUGCCAGUUUUACUGGACAAGGUGUGGUCGCUGAGACAUUUUGUUUUGCUGAGGCUCCGCACUUUGAGACCGGAGGGAGUGUCCACGUCAUCGUAAACAACCAGAUUGGGUUUACCACUGAGAGGGGCGAAGGGAGGUCCUCACUGUACUGUAGUGACAUUGCCAAGGUCAACAGCUACCCGGUAAUCCACGCCAAUGGCGACUUGCCUGAGGAUGUUAUAAGGGCUGCUUCACUAGCCAUGGAGUAUCGUCAGAAAUUCCGCCGUGAUGUACUCAUUGAUCUGGUCUGCUUUCGGAGAUGGGGGCACAAUGAAAUGGAUGAGCCGUCAUUCACUCAGCCAAUCAUGUACAGUAGAAUCAGUUCUCGGAGCAGCGUGCCAGACUUGUACAAGCAGGCCCUCCUGUCACAGGGAGUCUGUGAUGAGGCAGAGCUGCAAGAGAAUGUCCGACAGUGGAACCUGCAACUGGCAGAGAAUCUAGACCAAGUAACCUCAUUUCAAGUUCCGCCAUUCCAUUUGCAAUCUGGAUGGUCAUCUUUGGUGCAGGCACAGGACACUAUCACAGUCUGGGACACUGGUGCUGCACUAGAGCUGCUCAAGUAUGUCGGGGCCAGGUCUGUAACUGUCCCUGAUAGUUUGAAUGUCCACCCUACCAUCAAGAAAAGCCACCUGGAGAGAAGGGUCCAGAAGUUGGUCGAAGGUGAAGGUUUAGACUGGGCUACUGCUGAAGCCCUGGCCAUGGGCUCCUUGCUUCAUCAAGGUUAUAAUGUGAGGAUAAGUGGGCAGGAUGUGGGACGAGGGACCUUCAGUCACAGACACUGUAUGAUUGUGGAUCAGAAAACCGAUGACAUCUACAUUCCCCUCAACAACUUGUCUAGCUCACAGACAGCCUUUCUGGAGGUGGCCAACAGUGCCCUCUCUGAGGAAGGUGUGCUGGGAUUUGAGUACGGCAUGAGUAUAGAUGAUCACAACACUCUGGUCUUGUGGGAGGCUCAGUUUGGGGACUUCUUCAAUGCUGCCCAGACUAUCAUUGAUACCUAUGUGUCUUGUGGAGAAUUAAAAUGGCUGCUGCAGUCUGGACUUGUAUUGCUGCUUCCCCAUGGCAUGGACGGGGCUGGCCCAGAACACUCUUCAUGCAGGGUCGAGAGGUUUUUACAGCAAUGUGACAGUAAAGAGGACCAGGUGGACGGAGACAACGUCAACAUUCAGAUUGUCAACCCCACAACACCAGCUCAGUAUUUUCAUCUUCUCCGCAGACAAAUGGUGCGCAACUACCGCAAGCCCCUGGUUGUCGCGGCACCUAAAGGGAUUCUGCGCCUGCCUGCAGCGACUUCCUCUUUGUCUGACAUGUUGCCAGGAACACACUUCCAACCAGUAUUGCCUGACCCACUCGUGUCAGCCUCAGAUGUGACACGAUUGGUUUUUUGCUCUGGGAAACACUUUUAUACUCUUGUGACAGAACGAGAAAAAAGAGGCCUCAGCAACGUGGCAUUUAUAAGACUGGAGAGUCUGUGCCCAUUCCCUGUGAUGGAGCUGCAGAAUGUGCUGCACCAGUUUCCUAAGGUCAAGGAGUUUGUUUGGAGCCAGGAGGAGCACAGGAACAUGGGUGCCUGGACAUUUGUCUCUCCUCGCUUCCUGAACCUGAUCGGCUGUCAGCUCAAGUACGCAGGAAGAGAGGUCAGCGGCACCCCAGCCACCGGUGUGGACACAGUUCACAGGCAGGAGAUUGAGCACAUCAUGGAGCAAACAUUUUCUUCAGCAGACAAUAAAAGAGCAUCAUGA